Molecule: messenger RNA, 1059 nt
Organism: Striga hermonthica
Lineage: Eukaryota; Viridiplantae; Streptophyta; Magnoliopsida; Lamiales; Orobanchaceae
Source: the annotation of a GenBank genome assembly
AUGUAUGUUGCUCUUUCAGCCAAAAACAAGUUGGGAUUCAUAGAUGGCAGCAUACCAAAGCCAGAAGAAGGAGAUCCCACAUAUUCGAGUUGGAUCAAAUGCAACUAUAUGGUGCUGGCAUGGAUCUCUAACUCCUUAUCCCCAGAUAUAGCCAACUAUGCUCUAUAUGCAGAUUCUGCAGCUCAUGUGUGGAGAGAGCUGAAAAGAAGAUUCUCAAGAACAAGCAACAAUAGGAUCUACAUGCUAGAACAACAACUUAUCUCAACCAAACAAGAUGGAAGUGCAGUAAGCAUCUAUUUUGCCAAACUGAAAUCCAUAUGGGAUGAGAUCUCAGUUUAUGAAGAGGCUUGUGUAUGCACAGCUAACCCUUGUGGUGCACUAACCACCAUGAACAAGAGAAGAGAAACCAGACGAGUCAUGCAGUUCUUAAUGGGGUUGGAUGAAUCCUAUAUCACCCUGAGAAAUCAAGUGUUGCUCAGAGAGACUUUACCAGAUUUGGACGAUGUUUUCAACUUGGUGAUUCAAGAGGAAGCUAACAAUGAGCUAUCCAGUAUGACACAUCAUCCAGCUGAUUCUGCUGCUAUGAUGGUGAAGGGAGAUAUCUCUGAGAAACAAGGUGGUGUCCAUAAUCUUCAAACUGCAGCUGCUGUAAACAUGACAGAAUAUGUUCAAAGAAACAAUCAAAAGGGAAAUUUCAAACCAUGGGUUAAGAAUCCGCAAACUAAACCCAAGAUGGUUUGCAGCAAGUGUGGCAAGAACAAUCACACCAUAGAAACCUGUUAUGAGAUCUAUGGAUAUCCACCUGGACAUAGGUACUCCAAAUUUAAGUCACAAGCAAUGGGGAAUCGAUUCAGUCAUCAUAUGGCCAAUCAAUCUUCAGUUGAAGAAUCAAAUGAUCAAAAGAACAUCGCCCUCACCCAAGAUCAAGUCCAACAAUUGAUGUUUCUCCUGCAGGGAUCCAACAUCAAGCCUAAUCAAAGUUCCAUAAGCUCAAAGUCUGUUUCUAAUGAGUUCACUAGCUCAGGAAGUAGGAACUUGGAGGAGGAUUGGGACAGCUAA